AAUUCGGUGGUUGGUGGGUUUGUGUCACAUUACCUGCUGGAGAAAUCCAGGAUCUGUGUUCAAGGCAAAGAGGAAAGGAAUUACCAUAUAUUCUACAGGCUUUGUGCUGGAGCUCCUGAAGAUAUAAGAGCGAAACUGUAUUUAAGCUCACCAGAUAAUUUUAGGUAUUUAAAUCGCGGCUGCACUCGAUACUUUGCUACCAAAGAAACAGAUAAGCAAAUUUUGCAGAAUCGCAAAAGUCCUGAGUACCUGAAGUCAGGCUCUUUGAAGGACCCUCUGUUAGAUGACCAUGGAGAUUUCAUCAGAAUGUGCACUGCAAUGAAGAAGAUCGGUUUGGAUGAUGAAGAGAAACUGGAUCUCUUCCGAGUUGUUGCUGGUGUCCUACACCUUGGAAAUAUUGAUUUUGAAGAAGCUGGGAGCACCUCUGGUGGAUGUACACUGAAAAACAGAUCUACUCAGUCAUUAGAAUGCUGUGCUGAAUUGCUUGGCUUGGACCAGGAUGAUCUGCGAGUCAGUUUAACCACCAGAGUUAUGCUAACAACAGCAGGGGGCACCAAAGGAACAGUUAUAAAAGUGCCCUUGAAAGUAGAACAGGCAAACAAUGCACGUGAUGCCUUGGCAAAAACAGUGUACAGUCAUCUUUUUGACCAUGUAGUGAAUAGGGUAAAUCAAUGUUUUCCUUUUGAGACAUCAUCCUUUUUUAUUGGCGUACUGGAUAUUGCAGGCUUUGAAUAUUUUGAACACAACAGCUUUGAACAGUUUUGCAUUAACUACUGUAAUGAGAAACUGCAGCAGUUCUUUAAUGAAAGGAUUCUCAAAGAGGAGCAAGAACUUUACCAGAAAGAAGGUUUAGGCGUCAAUGAAGUACAUUAUGUAGUUAAUCAAGACUCAAAUUUGGAAAAAUGGGCCCCAGUAUCUGCUCAAGAGGUAAAAGCUUACAUUUUUCAGCUAAAGAAUGAUAAAGCUCCCGGUCUAGAUGGAAUCCCCCCGGAAUUACUUAAGGCGGAAAAGGACUGGUGGGCCACCUUGCUAGCCUCCCUAUUCACCUUUAUUGAUGAAACUGACCUUACCCCCAAAGAUUCAGUUAUGGCCAUUGUUGUCCCCUUUCAUAAGAAGGGAAAGAAAGAGGAUCCAUCAAAUUAUAGACCAGUCAGUCUUUUAAGUACUAUAAGUAAGCUCUAUACUAAACAUCUGCUUGAAAAUGUUUUGGCUUGGUUAGAGCUGGAGGAUAUUAUAGUGGAAGAGCAAGCAGGUUUUAGAGCUGGUAGGUCUACGCUAGAUCAUUGUUUGAUGUUACAACAUCUUAUUGAAAAAUACGGCUCUGGUGGACAAACAUCACUCUACGCUGUAUUUGUAGAUCUAAAAGCAGCUUUUGACACAGUUUCCCGAUCUAGGCUUUGGGGGAAAUUACAGGCUUCCACAAUCGAUAAACGACUGCUAUUUCUCGUCCAGGCCAUUCACGAGCAAACUGCCCUUAGAGUACCUAGGAAGUCUAAGCUGGCUGUUCACAGAAAUGUCCGAGAUGAUGAGGGCUUUAUAAUCAGACAUUUUGCAGGAGCAGUAUGCUAUGAGACGACUCAGUUUGUAGAAAAAAACAACGAUGCUCUGCACAUGUCCCUUGAAUCUCUGAUAUGUGAAUCCAAAGAUCAAUUUAUCCGUCAGCUCUUUGAAUCCAAUACUAACAACAACAAAGACUCUAAACAAAAAGCAGGAAAACUUAGUUUCAUCAGUGUGGGAAACAAAUUCAAGACUCAGCUAAACCUACUGCUGGAAAAGCUCCGCAGUACUGGAUCUAGCUUUAUUCGCUGCAUCAAGCCUAAUCUAAAGAUGACGAGUCAUCAUUUUGAAGGUGCCCAGAUUCUGUCUCAGCUGCAAUGUUCAGGUAUGGUGUCUGUUUUGGACUUGAUGCAAGGUGGUUUCCCAUCACGAGCUUCAUUCCAUGAGUUGUAUAAUAUGUAUAAAAAAUACAUGCCUGCAAAAUUGACCAGAUUGGAUCCUAGACUCUUCUGCAAGGCACUUUUCAAAGCCCUUGGUUUAAAUGAAAAUGAUUACAAAUUUGGAUUAACCAAAGUGUUUUUUAGGCCUGGCAAGUUUGCAGAGUUCGAUCAAAUAAUGAAAUCUGAUCCAGAUCACCUUGCUGAGUUGAUUAAGCGAGUCAAUCACUGGCUCAUUUGCAGUCGUUGGAAGAAGGUUCAGUGGUGUGCUCUCUCUGUCAUUAAAUUGAAAAACAAAAUAAAGUACAGAGCUGGUGCCUGCAUUAAAAUACAAAAGACGAUUCGCAUGUGGCUAUGCAAGAGAAAGCAUAAACCACGUAUCGAUGGCCUAAUAAAGGUUCGCACGCUGAAGCAGAGGCUUGAUAGAUUCAACGAAGUGGUAAGCGCUCUGAAAGAGGGGAAGGCAGAGGUGAAUCAGCAGAUCAAGGAUCUUGAAAGGUCUAUUGAUGCCUUGAUGUCCAAGAUUAAGGCCACGGUAAUGCCUAGAGAACAGAUACAGAAGGAGUAUGACGCUCUAGUCAAAAGCUCUGAACAGCUUCUGAGUGCAUUACAAAAAAAGAAACAGCAGGAAGAGGAGGCUGAAAGGCUUCGGCGCAUCCAGGAGGAAAUGGAAAGAGACAGGAAGAGGCGCGAGGAAGAGGAGCAGCGUCGAAAGAAGGAAGAGGAAGAAAGGCGACUGAAGUAUGAGAUAGAAGCAAAAAGAAAACAAGAGGAGGAGGAGAGGAAGAAAAGGGAAGAGGAAGAAAGACGGAUCCAGGCUGAAGUUGAGGCACAGCUGGCACGAGAACGUGAAGAAGCGAACCAGCAACAAGCAGUGCUGGAGCAAGAACGGAGGGAUCAUGAACUCGCAAUGAGGAUUGCACAAAAUGAAUCAGAACUCAUCACAGAUGAAUCUCAGCUGGAUCCAGGAUUACGCAGAGAACAAAUGGCCAAUGAAAUGUCAGACGUUUUAUCUAGGGGACCUUCAGUUCAAGCCACCAAAGCUGCAGCUGGCACUAAAAAGCAUGACCUCAGCAAAUGGAAGUAUGCAGAGUUACGUGAUACAAUCAAUACUUCUUGUGAUAUUGAACUGCUGGCAGCUUGCAGAGAAGAGUUUCACAGGCGGCUAAAAGUUUACCAUGCUUGGAAGUCCAAGAAUAAGAAGCGCAAUGCAGAUGCAGAACAGCGAGCUCCCAAAUCAGUUACUGACUACGAUUUUGCACCAUUUAUGAACAACUCAACGCAACAGAACCCAACAAGUCAAUUAUCUGCCAAACAGCAGGAGACUGAAAUGAACCGACAGCAGCGUUACUUCCGUAUUCCUUUCAUCCGUCCAGCGGACCAGUACAAAGAUCCCCAGAACAAGAAGAAAGGUUGGUGGUAUGCACAUUUUGAUGGACCAUGGAUUGCUCGUCAAAUGGAACUCCAUCCUGAUAAACCACCCAUCUUGCUAGUGGCCGGCAAGGAUGACAUGGAGAUGUGUGAGCUCAAUCUUGAAGAGACAGGCUUGACUCGCAAGCGUGGUGCUGAAAUUUUACCAAGGCAGUUUGAAGAGAUCUGGGAGCGCUGUGGGGGCAUCCAGUACCUUCAGAAUGCAAUUGAGAGUAAACAAGCUCGGCCUACUUACGCAACUGCUAUGCUGCAGAACUUGUUGAAAUAAAGUAGUCACUUUGCACUGUUUGCAACUGGCAGUUGAGAGCUCCUGCUACCUUAAGAAUAAAGGGAAGGGUU
Gekko japonicus is the source of this 3704-nucleotide messenger RNA. RefSeq names its product myosin VI (gene MYO6). The transcript is spliced from 26 exons. The annotation marks the transcript as partial. Gene Ontology annotation, molecular function: ATP binding; microfilament motor activity; actin filament binding. Gene Ontology annotation, biological process: inner ear morphogenesis; inner ear auditory receptor cell differentiation; endocytosis. The record is from RefSeq and is a predicted model, not a curated record. Gene Ontology annotation, cellular component: endocytic vesicle; ruffle; myosin complex. NCBI's taxonomy places the organism in Eukaryota, Metazoa, Chordata, Lepidosauria, Squamata, Gekkonidae.